AUGGAUUUUUCGGGUCUCGACACCGAUUCGAUUGGUCUGGCGAUUGAGCUCCUGAAGCUGGACCUAGAGAGCUUGAUAGGCACAUCUAAGGGCAAAUAUCUUCAAGGAGAAGUUCCUGACUCGGAACUAGCAAUCAAAGCAUAUAUAUCGGAACUAGAAUCACUCGAAUCCUUCGUCAUAGAUCGACGCAUGUCCUUGAGCAUCGCUCGAGCCGUCGGCACUGAUGGGAAUGCCAUACACGAGGAGCAGCUUGCGGAGAGCCGGGCAGCUCAAGACCGCCAGUUUGCUCUCAAUUUAGACUCUCGCCGAAGGGCAAAGACCUCGGACGACGGAGUCGAAGCGACAGAAUCCAAUUCUCAGGCCCUCUACGUCGGUUGCGCCGACGAUGACGAGCUUGAUCAAGCUGAAUCGUCAUCCUGGGCCGCCAGCCGACCAAAGCCGAAGACGCCGCAGCCCACGGCCGUCUGCACGAGCUGCGGCGACCGGCACGUUUUCUACGACGUGGCCUGA
Hirsutella rhossiliensis is the source of this 510-nucleotide messenger RNA. RefSeq lists its product as uncharacterized. The coding region runs from base 1 to 510 and encodes 169 amino acids. NCBI's taxonomy places the organism in Eukaryota, Fungi, Ascomycota, Sordariomycetes, Hypocreales, Ophiocordycipitaceae. The record is from RefSeq and is a predicted model, not a curated record. The transcript has 2 exons.